Schistocerca gregaria is the source of this 3749-nucleotide messenger RNA. Its product is annotated as homeobox protein EMX1-like. Bases 97 to 1254 code for a protein of 385 amino acids. NCBI's taxonomy places the organism in Eukaryota, Metazoa, Arthropoda, Insecta, Orthoptera, Acrididae. Gene Ontology annotation, molecular function: DNA binding; DNA-binding transcription factor activity, RNA polymerase II-specific. Gene Ontology annotation, biological process: regulation of DNA-templated transcription; neuron differentiation; brain development. The transcript is spliced from 3 exons. The record is from RefSeq and is a predicted model, not a curated record.
UGCGAGCUGUGGACACGGAGCGGCGUAGCAUGCGGGAGCGGUGCUGAAGGCCGUACGGAGAGUAGAGCUUCGCCCGAGUCGUCCCGUUCCGCGGCCAUGAUGCCUCUCGCACCGACGCCAGUGGUGGCCGUGCCGUCCAAGCCCAAGAUCGGCUUCAGCAUCGACAGCAUCGUCGGCGGGGGAACGACGCACCACCAGCAGCAACAGCAGCAGCAGCAGCCGGCGAGCCCGGCCGGCUCGUCGCCCGGCCACGGCGGCGCCGGGGACGGCGGCGGGGGCGGCAGCUCGGCGUCGCCGCCCCCGCGCUUCGGGCGCUCCGCGUCGCCGGCCACGUCGUCGCCGGCGUCGGCGGGCGGGUCUCCCGCGCCGUCGCCGCCCGCGCCGCCCCCGCAGCUGGUGCGGCCGAGCGCGCUGGCGCCCGCGGGCCUCGAGGGCCUGAAGACGCUGUACCUGGAGCCGCACCUGCACGGCCACGGCCACGGGCACGGCCACGGACACGGCCACCCGCACGGGCACGCUCCGCCACCCCCGCACCACCCGCUGGCGCUGGCCGCGGCGCACUUCCAGGCGGCCGGGCUGGCGGCGGCGCUGGCGCACCACGGCCAGCACCACGGCCACCAGCCGGGGCCGCCUCCGCCGCCCCCGCACCUCGCCGCGCCGCACCACCCGCCCGCCGUGCCGCCCCGCGACACCUACCCGCUCUACCCCUGGCUGCUGUCCAGGCACGGCCGCAUCUUCCCGCACCGCUUCCCCGCAGGCCCCGACAUCCCCGGCUUCCUGCUGCAGCCGUUCCGCAAGCCGAAGCGCAUCCGGACGGCGUUCAGCCCCAGCCAGCUGCUCAAGCUGGAGCACGCCUUCGAGAAGAACCACUACGUUGUGGGCGCCGAGCGCAAGCAGCUGGCGCAGUCCCUCAGCCUCACCGAGACGCAGGUGAAGGUGUGGUUCCAGAACCGGCGCACGAAGCACAAACGCAUGCAGCAAGAGGAGGAGGCGAAGGCGCAGCAGCAGGCGGCAGCCGCCUCCAACAAGAACUCGCACCACGUCAGCAAGUGGAAGCAGGAGACGCAGCCCUCGCCCGGCACGCAGCGCCAGACGUCGACGCCGCCCCCGGCGUCCGCCCAGCCGCAGCAGACCCAGCAACAGCAGCAGCAGCAGCCCCAGCAGGACUCGCCGGAAGGUCCUCUGCAGCACCAGCAGCAGCAGGGCUACCACCAUCACCACUCCGACAGCUGCAGUUCGGGCUCUGAGACCUGAGACCUGGCGGACAGGACCUCGCGGGUGGCAACACUGGCGGGCUGGUUCGUCAUUGGCUGAGGCGCAGUGCCUGCAGGAAUCCCCGGGGCGGCGCUUCACGUGCCCAGUGCACAGUGGUGACUGUUACAACUAUUGGCAGAUAACAUUUGUGCGGUGGACUCGAAACAAUUGCCAGACUCUUCUUCUUGAAAUCAGCGGAUCUCAUUCGUUAUCUAUCCAGUGCAUUCGUGUCAUAAGAUAGUUCGAAAUAUGCCAGCAUUUGCUGUAAUUUCGGAGCACUUUGCCUGUACCACCUUUAUUAAUUGACGAAAUAUUACUGUACUCAUCUGACGCGUUACCAAUUUUCUCAGAUAUACCACUGUAGCUGACCGCCAUGUGGUCCUACAAAAUAUUAAGUUUCCUUUCAUCUCCUGUUCAGAAAACAUAAACAAUAACAGAAAUUGCAUUUUGGGGAUGAGGAGGGAGAUGCGAUUCGCAAAGCCAAACGUAUACAGAAGAGAAUUGAUAACCUGACAUUCAGGUUCUAGAAACGAUUUUCCAAGCUCCUCCAGUUCUCUGAUCAAAGUCUCUGACAUUUCCGUCUAAAACGCUAUGCCUUCUGUAUAAUUUUCUCUCCGUGUCAGAUGAUAAAGACAAACCUGUCAUUAUCGUGGCUCCAAUACAAUACGAUUUUGAGUCAUGGCGUUCUAUAGUGUUGCUUUGUAGAGUCAGAAACGUAAGCUUACAGUGAUAUGUCGGCCAAUGGUCGCUUGGCGAUUAUAAUUCACUAGAGAAGUACGUUUUAAAAUUUCGAAUUGCGCAUGUCCCAAAAUCCUUGCGUUUUUGUUGGCUUGUCAGAAGCUUUAAGAAACAUUUCAGACGGAAGAAACUGCGACAUUUUUCAACAUUUAUGGCUAGUUUCAAAACAAGCCUGCGGUAAUCCAACUCGAAGCUCCAGAGCAUGCAAGACAACUCCUUUUCUCCUUCGGAGAUGACAAAGUUUUUCUGUGUAAGGACGCAAUUUAUACCUUUCUUCUGUCCCUAUGAAAAAUUAAGCGAAAUUCCAGUGGCAUGGCAAUUUUAGUAACAGACGAAAGUUAGCAACUCGCAAAGGAAACACGUUUAUAAAACACAUUUAAAAUUUUUGUCUGGGUCUUAAAUUACCGUAUGUAGGUAACUAUGGAAACUGGAACUCUCAUGGAAACUAAAUUGAUGAAACUGUUUUUUAAAAAAAACAUAUCUAGGUUUCAGCAAGUUCACAUUAGCCUCCGUUUUCAUCUCGACAGACAUGUCUAAUAAUCUGUCUUCCAGUCUCCCUUCUGAAAAAUAAUCUAGGUGGUAGCUUCAUUUAGUUGCUUACAGACUAGAACAGACUCGACAACGAAAUUACAAGAACAAAGAGAGUAACCAAUUUGAACGACAAUCUGCCAAAGAACUGUACAAAUUCAGUAGUGAGAAAACCUGUAAAACUAUUGAAGCAAUCAUGUGUCAUAUAUUCCGUUACUUUCUUGGCCUGCUUAAUAAUCAGGCUGCUCAAAACACUACGAAUAUUAUACUCUACGGGAAGAUCUGCUGACGUCGUACUGUGGAUUACUGUGCGAUGUAUGUGAUGCUAGUGAGUUUCUUCUGAGCGAAGGGACCUGAACUAUCCACGAAGUACACGUACUUCAGUAGGUUUUUAACCUUCCAGCAGUUUUAUCUUACGAACAGUAUUACUGAAAUGAACUUUUCUCAGCUCGUUUUCUCGGUAUUUGUGGUUUAUUUCAGGACCACAGAACUUUUAACAAAAGAAAGUAUUUAUGAAUCAUGCGUGUACAUAAACUGAUAUCAGUAUAAAUUUAAGAGUAUUGUAUAAAUAUAUUUAAUGUAGGUGGAAAUUAUAUGUGUGUUUUGUCAUGUUAGAUAUCACCGUGAUCGUGUAUAAAUGUAUCUCACGAAGACUCUUUCGUCUGUAAAAGGUUAACGUUUCUAUUAAUGGACAAAGAUAUUAACUACUGAAACUGAAACCUUGCAACUGUGUCAUAAUACAAAAUAUUUAUUAGCCUUAAUGCCAGCAACUGUCAUCACUAAAAGCAAGUCACUUUUGGAAAAAGUGGAUCAGUUAUGGUAAUAGAAAACUAGACGCUUGGGCAAGCACAUCAUAAAAAACAAGAAACCUACUUCAUUGCUCACAUAAAAUUACUGGUAAACAGUGCUUAAUCAAAAUAUUAUCUGUAUAAAGUAAAUGGUGCCACUACACCGGACAAGAGAAAUCUGUCGAAAACAGCUUCGGCUGUGGCGUAGCUUUAUACAUGAGUGAGUUACUGUGAACUGUAAACACUAAUGUUUGCUCCUAGGCCAGGAAAUAUCGCCUGGACCUGUGAAUGGUACAUCUCCUAUGCAUACGAUAUUGUGCGCCCACUUUUGUGUGUCUCCUGAUAGAACAACCGCCGUUCUGGAGCGGUUGCAAUGUGCCAAAAACAUGUCGCAUACUCUCUCUUCCAAGAUUUGUAAAAUAAAGUUGUAACUUCGGUUAA